AUAUGUAUAAUAUAAUACAAUUUUAUGCAUGGGGGGUAAUUAAGUGGAAAAAAUCAACGUAGGCAGUCUAUUUGUGCUCAGCAGCUGCAUAUUGGGGCGCUUUGGAGCAACUGCGCAUGCGCGAGUUGUUCCUGCGACUGUUACUUCACGUCUCAAGACAUCUGCAUCCAGUCUAGUGACAGUUAUGGGCUGCUCUGUAAAGUAGGCCAGCUGUGUGCAGCAGGAGUUCAAUAACACCUUUUCAACUUGGUUUCCCACCAUGGCUGAAGAGGACUAUGACACCUUUGUGGAUUGGAACCAGAUGGGGGAUCAGGCGAAAAGCGGAAGUCCCACCAAGGUGGACUGUAAGGACCUCAGAGAGUUCAAGCAGAUGGCUCGCCAGGGUUACUGGGCAAAGAAUCACAAACUCCGGGCACAAGUGUACCAGCAGUUGAUCAAAACCAUCCCGUGUCGCACGGUGACUCCGGAUGCUGAGGUGUAUCGAGACCUGAUGGGAAGCGCAGCCACUAAAAAGCCGUCUUCUAACAUCCCGCUGCCAGAGUUUGUGGAUGGGGCCACUGUGCCACGCUACUGCCUGAAAGCAGAUGCAGUAGGCUCCGCCCACCGCAUAAUCAACUGCCUGGCUGGUCAGUUUCCCGACAUUUCCUACUGCCCGUCCCUUCCAGCCGUUACAUCCUUGCUCCUGCACUUCAGCGCCAACGAAGCUCAGUGUUUUGAGCAUGUGAGCCGCAUACUCGCGUGCAACGAGCCAGGCAAGCGGCUCCUGGAUCAGACCUUUCUUGCCUAUGAAUCUGGCUGCAUGACCUUCGGGGACCUGGCCAACAAGUACUGCGCGCCGGCUCACAAGCUGAUCGUGGCCACAGCCCAGGAUGUGCUGGAAGUCUACUCGGACUGGCAGCGCUGGGUGCUCGGCGACCUGCCCUUCAGCCACAUGGUUCGUGUCCUGGAUGUCUUCAUGGUGGAGGGCUACAAGAUUCUGUACCGCGUGGCCAUAGCGUUACUCAAAUUCUACCGGAAGCACCAGGCGGGGGCCGCAGCAGGACAGGGGAACCAGCAGCAGGAUUCCGCCAAAGUCAAGUCAGAUAUUCAGGCUUUCAUCAAAGGAAUCUCCUCCGUCGUCACGCCUGAUAAACUUCUGGAGAAGGCCUUCUCCAUUCGUCUGCUGAGUCGCAAGGAGAUCACGCUGUUGCAGCUGACCAAUGAAAAGUCCCUGCAACAAAAAGGCAUCACUGUCAAGCAGAAGAGAAAGAAUGUGCAGCUGGCACUCAACCCAGAGACCUUCUCCUCAGAGAUUGUCAGCACAAAGGAGAUGCGAGACAUCUGGUCCUGGAUCCCUGAGCGCUUCGCCCUGUGCCAACCUCAGCUCCUCUUCACCACGUCCACACAUGGCUGUAGCCUCAACAGAUUCUACUCCCACUGCGAAGGCUAUGAGCCCACUCUGCUGCUCAUUAGAACCACAGAUGGAGAUGUAUGUGGAGCCUUCCUGUCUACAGAUUGGGAAGAACGCAAGCGGGGUGGCAAUAAGCUAAGUUUCUUCGGCACGGGAGAGUGCUUCAUUUUUAGACUGAAGCCAGAGAUGGAGCGCUAUGAGUGGGUGGUGAUCCGCCACCCCGAGUUAGCCUCUGCCGUCAAGAAUCAGGGCCAUGAGGAUGCAGGUGCUUCUGACGGCCAAAACUCUGACAGCAGUAGCUUGCAGGAGCCAGAGAAGUUGGCUGGUGAGCUGUCGCCUUUCCUGUCCGCCCGCCAUUUCAACCUCAACUCGAAGAAUACGUCCAUGUUUAUGGCAGGAAACUUUGACUCCAUCAUCGUAGGCGGCGGAGAAGGCAACGCUCUCUACAUUGACUCCGAGCUGAACCACGGGCGUACUGGCCGGUGCACAACGUUCGACAAUCCUCCGCUGUGUGCUGAGAGCUUCCAGGUGUCCUUGCUGGAAGUGUGGGGCUUCCAGGACACCAUGGCCUCUUAAUCGCGUCCACUUUACGCAGUGAUGAUCACUUAUUCUAACAUAAUAUGAUAUUAAGUCCAGAAAUGUGUGUGCAAUGCAUUAAACCGAAGCCGUCCUGUAAAUUAGAUGUUAUUUAUUAACCUAAUUUCGUCAUGAAAAAUUAUAUUUUUUUGAUUUGUGUCUAUUUGUGUGUGUCUUUUUCUCGCUUGUGCGUACAUUUUCUAUUAAGUCAGCUGUGGUUUGUUUAGGUGCACAGUGGAAUUUGUGAAUGUGAAUUCUGAUCAUACAUUUUGUUUAAAGAUUGCAAAAUUCACCUUUAAACAACCCCUACGGUCCUAAAGGAAAUAUCAACGAUCAGAUAUUGUGUUAUUGUGCUUUUCCUCGUCUUUUUCUGGGACUGAAAUGUUAAAUGAAGUUGUUCCAAGUCAGCUAAAAGUUUCGUCCCUUAGUGGUAUACGUGUGAGCUCCAAAUGAAUUCCUGUGAUAUGUGCCUGUGAAUAUAAUGUGGUGAAUUGGAGAGUUGUCAUUUUGCACUAUGGUAAUGCCAAAGCUGUCAAUUGAGUGACCGCUAAGCAAACCUCUUUGUGCUUUUUUUUUUUUUUAAAUGAAUGUCUAUGGGUGCAGUUUGUUUUUGGUUAACAAGCAAUGUGACUGUAUGUUCUUAUUACUUUCCACCCAUUAUGAUAAACAGUGGUAAAAAGAGUCCACAAUUGUGGCAAAAAUGUUCUCACACUUAUGCAACCUUUUGAUAUUUGGAUUCUCCUGUAUGGUUAAACGUCAGUUAAAACGUCACAAGUGUCAUUUACAUAUGAAAAUACAUAUCAAUG
This is a messenger RNA of Dunckerocampus dactyliophorus (ringed pipefish), 2772 nucleotides long. RefSeq names its product TBC1 domain family, member 24 (gene tbc1d24). The transcript is spliced from 7 exons. The coding region runs from base 260 to 1966 and encodes 568 amino acids. The record is from RefSeq and is a predicted model, not a curated record. Lineage: Eukaryota; Metazoa; Chordata; Actinopteri; Syngnathiformes; Syngnathidae.